AUGCGUAAACCAACAUUCACUGCGCGACACUACCCAGAAAUGUGGACCACUUUCAUAGCAAUUGGCGAACCGAAGGAUGUAGUAGGAAAGUUGGAAGGCUACGAAGUGCUGAUGAAGAGUGGCGGUCUCGUGUCUGUACAUCCGUGGGGAUCAGUGGCCAACCUCUCUAUUCUUGAUUGGCACUAUCGCAUAAGUGGAAUCGAGCCCCUAUCAACCUACACAGUCACUGUGCGUGGACGUUUUACGUCUAACGAGUAUAGUGCGAUGGCAGACCCAGUGGAGUUCAUGGGAGUGAAUGAAGCUCGCUCUGCUCCCCAAAAUCUGAGGCUGGUUGCUCUCGACUCUCACAGGGUGCGCAUGACGUGGGAUCCACCACUCCAAUCCUACGAUUUCGUUACUGCCUACAGCGUUGGAUUGAUUAUCGACGGGUAUUUAAUGACGCCAUUUACUGUCGCCAAGAACAGAUCAUUUACGUACACGAGAAUGGAGCCUGGACAAAAGCUUUCAGCAUUCGUUCGUGCAACAAGUUUGUCUACAACACUAACUCAGCUUGAAUUAGCGGGACGCAAAUCUCGACUUGUGUCCAUAAGAACACCACCCUCUUCGGGAGGUGAGUUACACCCCUACCUGUCAUGA
Messenger RNA from Hydatigera taeniaeformis, 636 nucleotides. NCBI's taxonomy places the organism in Eukaryota, Metazoa, Platyhelminthes, Cestoda, Cyclophyllidea, Taeniidae. The record is from the annotation of a GenBank genome assembly.